Molecule: messenger RNA, 2791 nt
Organism: Pecten maximus
Lineage: Eukaryota; Metazoa; Mollusca; Bivalvia; Pectinida; Pectinidae
Exons: 4
Coding region: 15-428 (137 amino acids)
Source: RefSeq, a predicted model, not a curated record
AAAUCGGGAUAAAAAUGGCGGACGACAGUAAACAAGUCGAAAGUUCCAAAGUAAUAGUUCCUGACUAUGCUACUGAUGAGAAGAAGAAAGAUGGAUUUGUCAGAGUGAUUGUUGCUGUAAAGAACCUCAAAACUACACGUCAGAUGAAAGGUCUCAAGUUUGUAAAAAAGGCUGACAAUGCAGAUGUUGCUGUUGACUUUCAGGAAAGGUCAUUUUGUUUGACGGUGACUGGGAAAACGAAAGGAGAAUUGAAAGGAAAGCAGUUCAAACUUCACAUCAAGAAACUCCCAAAAGAGAUAUCAUCUAACACGUCUUACUUUGAGGUGGACACUGACCGAAUCCUGCUGUUUCUAUGUAAAGCUGAUGACAGUUCUUGGUACCCAGAGUUGGAUGAAGGACUUGAAACUGAGGAAGAGGAGGCAGAAUAAAGAGUUAAAUGUGUCCUCUGACCAGAAGAGUCCUUGUGAUGUCAGAAUAGUGUUAUCUUAAAAACUUCUCUGAAGAUACCAUAAUUAGCCUGCAAUAAACCCUGCUUAGUGAAAAGUCUACUCAUGUUUGUUGAAGUUUGGUAAAAAUUCUUGCAAAUUUUAUUUUAUUUUACUACAAUAAGUCUAUCCCAUGGCUUUAAGUUAAUGUGUUUCUUCAAGCUGAGGGUUUAUUACAGGAUAAAUAUGGUGCAAGUCCUCCGCAGCAUUGCAGGGUUCACUCUGAAAAAAAAAAACCUUUCUUUUAAUUUCAAGAGACAUGGUUGUGAAGAUGAGAGACACUUCUGACGAGGGGGUUUAUCUAGAGGAGUAUCGAUCAAAAGAUGAAAUGUACAUGAUUUGUGAAAAAAGGGAGGUGGGGUGCCAUGGGGAAGGUGUUGUAGAUUUUGAAGAGUGUCCUGUUGUUUAUUGAAGGUGAAGAUGAUGUUCACUAUUUUUUACUCUACCGUAAAGGUGGCCUUUUCAGGGGUCUCAAUUUUUAGCAAUUUAGAAUUUGAAACAAAUAUAGAAUAAAAUUACCUUGAAUAUAAAGUUGACACAUCCUGAUUUGUUGAAAUGUUUUAGUAAACAGCAAAAAAUUUAAAAUUGCAAAUCAAUUAUAAUUAUACUCUAUUAUUCCACCAAUUAUGAAAUGUAGUUUACCUGUAAUUCAUUAUGAUCUGAGUAAAAUGUACUUGUGCUAUAGAUGAAGGGGUGUGGGAAGUAGAUUUGGGAAAGGUGUUGUGAAGUUAAUGCAUUUCAUGUUAGAAUGUAAAUUGUGAAAUCUGAAUUAUGUGUCAAAUUUAUUCGUACAUGUAUUAGAAUAUUUUUGUCUUAUUCAAUGAUAUUCUAAAAUUGUUGCAUUUCUCCUGGAAUAAGUCAGGAUUUUCCAUUACAUAAAUGCUACAUAUUCUAUACGAUUUAAGAAAGGUUGGUAAACUAAAAAUAUUUUAGUCCUGUAAAAUGUUGAUCCAACAUUUUGUUUAUUUUGUAGAAAUUAUCAUGAUAUUUCACUCUUUAUAUCCAAUGAGUAAUAUUGUUACCAUUGUUUUUUCACUGCCAUAACCUUUUUAACCUUUUUAUAUGAAUUGGUUCCCUAUAAAAUGAUAUUGUUGAUUUUUUCAUACAGUUUUGUACCAGUUGAUAUUUUUACUUUUCUUUCUCUUUUUAUAGCCAUCUGACCAUCCAUGUUUAGUCCUUUUCAGAGUUUUGUUGCAAAAUUGUGAAUUUGUUUGAUUUCAUGGCUUGACAUUAACACUUUGUUACAGUUAUUGAUAAUCAAUCAUUAUAAUAUUAUUCAUUUAAUUAGCUGUGUAGAUAGUGCAAUAUAUUAAGCUACAGCUAGGUUGUUGUUAUUGUAUAAUAAUAGUAGUUUUAUACAUGUGUAUUGAAUUUUCUUCAACCAACAUUUAUAUACCACAAACAGAUACUACUAGUAUACAUAUUGUUUUCUUCCAAACACUUGCUGUACAUGACUUUCUGCUUUAUACAACAGUCCCUAGAAAAUAUCAACUUUUAACUAAAUUACAAUUAAAUAGUUACGACUUAAGCAAGUCUAAUCUUUGAUAUUGACAUAUUUCCCCAUUGUAACAAGUCUUGCUCAAGCCCAGCAUCUUAAAUGUCAUUUAAUGUUGGAAUAAAGUAGUUAAAUGAUAUAAUCCCAAUAUAAUAAUGCUAUGUUGUAUAAAGAUCUGCAUACAUGUACACAAUUGUUGUUUUUUUUAAAUUUUUUAUAUUUAACACAAUUAUUUACAUGUAUGUGUCACAUGUAAAUUUAUUCACACAUAUAUGUUAUAUACAUUUCUUUACACAUAUGCAAACCAUAAAUUUAUUUAGACAUGUGUAACAUCAAGAUUUAUUUACACAUGUUUUAUAUACAUUCAUUUACCCAUAUGUGUUAAUUAUUAAGCUUUGUGCCUUAACAGCGCUUUACCUAUAUGUGUAAAUUCUUAAGGUUUGUACUUAGUCUAUUUUACAUUCUAUAAUUUCAAAGGUGUGUAACAUCACAGGGUCUUGUAUUUUGCCUAUUUUAGAUUUGUCGGUUUGUCCAUCUUACACAUCGUGUGUGAGUGACAGUUCAAAAUAUUUUGUUACAUUAGGGUAACAUAUGUUAUACAAGACCCAAUGUUAUUAGUACAUGUACUUACGGAUUGUAUUCUCUAGUCUACUAAUAUAACUAUUAAGAUUUCUAUAGUUUCAUCCUGAUAAAAAUACAAAAUAUUUAGUGCAGUAAAUGAACUAAAUAUGCUAUUUUAAAGGGAAACUGUCUUCAUGUUCAUGUACAAAUGUAUCAAAUUAUGUGUUAAAUACAUGUGUGUAAGUUUGAA